GAAGAGAAGAUGCAACGGCAACGGCAACGGUUGCUAUUUACGGGCUUCAAUGCAUUCGGCCAGACUAACAAAGGCAAUGACUGCGCCGCUGCUGACAACAUUGUAUUCAGCGAUGUGGAUACACCUCACCCCGGAGACAAUUGCUUAAUAGCCCUAAGCUGGCACUACACUGCCUAUGCUGUGGAAGAAAAAAUCUGGCUGCGUGGUCUGCUUGAUAACGAUCCAAAUGAAUGCCUGGAAGUCGAGGCUCCUGAUCGAAUUCAGGCUCUGGCCGCUACUGAUUCACAUUGCUUAAUCUUGCUGCAGAAUGGUGAUCUCUAUAAAUUGCAACCCCAUUUAGAGGCCACAUUGCAACGCAUUCAAUUGGAAAAGACGACACUAAAAACCAAUACACCAGUUAAAAGAUCUAUAUUUGGUUUACCCAAAGAAUCUUCUACUGUAAUCACUCACAUUGCCUGCGGAACGCAAAUCAAUGUGGCCAUCAGUAGUACCAAUGCUGUCUAUAGCAUUCCCAGUUGUCUGUAUCAAUUUCCCGAACGUCAGUGGCGUGUCCAGCAGUUGAUAUGUGGUCAUGAGCAUGCCUUGCUUCUCAAUGGAAAUGGUGACAUCUACUCCUGGGGUAAUGGACUUCGAGGCCAGCUGGGUCAUUCCGUACUGGGAAUGGAGGAGACGCCACUGCUUGUGGAAGCGCUGGCUGGUAUCAAAAUAACAUUUAUUACUGCGGGCGGUUGGCAUAGUGCUGCGAUUUCGGCUUUUGGAGAUCUCUAUGCAUGGGGCCAUAAUUCCCAUGGUCAGAUGGGCAUGCGUGUUAUGAAACCGGGGGGCCUCCUAAAAGAACCCACCGUUUAUCCCCUACCUCAACUAGUUGAAUUACCAAAUACUGAGUGCUGCUGUCAAAGUGAAUCCCAUGAGGAUUCGUGUGCACCUCUUAGAGUGUAUGCGGGAUCGCGUCAUACCCUGCUACUGCGAAGCUGCGGCAAAUUAUGGGGUUCUGGAUGGUCCUAUCAUGGACAACUGGGUAAACAGCAGCGAAAUGUUCAAUUUUUAGAUGCGUUUCAAUCUAUAAACGAUAUUCGCUUAAAUCUUGACUGUGAUAUAAAGUGUGGCCCAUGGGCAACCAUGAUCAGCUACUUAAGACCGGAGGAAGAAUCUGGUUUAGGUUUAAAAUUGUAGACAAAUGAUAUCCAAAAUAUAGCCAAGCUCUCUUUAAAUAACCGAAA
Molecule: messenger RNA, 1220 nt
Organism: Drosophila willistoni
Lineage: Eukaryota; Metazoa; Arthropoda; Insecta; Diptera; Drosophilidae
Product: RCC1 domain-containing protein 1
Exons: 4
Coding region: 10-1173 (387 amino acids)
Source: RefSeq, a predicted model, not a curated record